Molecule: messenger RNA, 884 nt
Organism: Chionomys nivalis (European snow vole)
Lineage: Eukaryota; Metazoa; Chordata; Mammalia; Rodentia; Cricetidae
Gene: Antkmt
Product: adenine nucleotide translocase lysine methyltransferase
Exons: 5
Coding region: 161-850 (229 amino acids)
Biological process (GO): peptidyl-lysine trimethylation; positive regulation of proton-transporting ATP synthase activity, rotational mechanism; regulation of mitochondrial ATP synthesis coupled proton transport
Cellular component (GO): mitochondrion
Molecular function (GO): protein-lysine N-methyltransferase activity
Source: RefSeq, a predicted model, not a curated record
AUACCGGCUUCUACUUAGACUUAAAGCAAUCGACUGGGUUAGGCGCCGAGCAGAGAGACUACGGCUCAGGCCGGCGGUAACCGGGAGGGCAGCCGCCUCCCUUGGCUGGGAGGGGGGGGAGGCUUGGGAGGGACGGCUCUGAAUUGCAUGUCUCUCGACCAUGGAUCACGACGACCCGGCCGAGGCGUUGACUGCGGUGCGCGAGAGGCGGCCGAGUUUGCUGGAGCUAUUUCAAGUGGCGACAGGCUCCGGGUUGGUUGCCUACACCGUGUGGGCGCUGCUUCUGCAGCCGGGCUUCCGCCGCGUGCCCCUAAAGCUGCAGGUGCCCUACAUUGGUGCGAGUGCCCGACAGGUUGAGCACGUGCUGUCGCUGUUACGAGGCCGCCCUGGAAAAAUGGUGGAUCUAGGCUCUGGUGAUGGCAGGAUCGUGCUGGCGGCCCACCAAUGUGGUCUCCGUCCAGCUGUGGGUUAUGAGUUGAACCCGUGGCUUGUGGGACUUGCACGGCUGCAUGCCUGGAGGGCUGGUUGUUCUGGGAAUGUCUGCUACCAUCGGAAGGAUCUCUGGAAGGUGAGCCUCAGAGACUGUCACAAUGUGUCUGUGUUCCUGGCCCCCAGUGUGCUCCCACUGCUGGAGGAUAAGCUGCAAAAAGAGCUACCUGCAGGGGCCCGUGUGGUAUCUGGACGUUUCCCCCUUCCCACCUGGCAGCCUGUAGCUGUGGUGGGUGAGGGCGUGGACAGAGUCUGGGCCUAUGAUGUCCAUGGUGCUGGGCCAGCUGUGUCUUCUUGUGGGGUGCCCAGCAAGGCCAUCCCAGAGUCCAGUUCUAUCUCCAUCCCUAGGACUUUUGUUUGACAGGCUGGUUGACUGGAUACAAUAAAGACUCUGG